This is a messenger RNA of Copidosoma floridanum, 639 nucleotides long. RefSeq names its product histone H2B.1/H2B.2. The record is from RefSeq and is a predicted model, not a curated record. Gene Ontology annotation, cellular component: nucleosome. NCBI's taxonomy places the organism in Eukaryota, Metazoa, Arthropoda, Insecta, Hymenoptera, Encyrtidae. Gene Ontology annotation, molecular function: protein heterodimerization activity; DNA binding; structural constituent of chromatin.
UGAAGGACGUCGAUACAAUUUUCGCAUCAUCAUGCCACCCAAAGCAUCUGGGAAAGCCGUGAAGAAAGCAGGAAAAGCCGUGAAGAACAUCACCAAGGGUGACAAGAAGAAGAAGCACAAGAAGAGGAAGGAGAGCUAUGCUAUCUACAUUUACAAGGUAUUAAAGCAAGUCCACCCCGACACUGGUGUCUCUUCCAAGGCGAUGAGCAUCAUGAACAGCUUCGUCAACGACAUUUUCGAGCGUAUCGCCUCAGAGGCUUCUCGUCUGGCCCAUUACAACAAGAGGUCCACCAUCACCUCCCGGGAAAUUCAGACUGCCGUGAGGCUCUUAUUGCCUGGUGAAUUGGCUAAGCACGCCGUUUCUGAGGGCACCAAGGCGGUGACGAAGUACACCAGCUCCAAGUAAAUUGAUUAGUCACAAAAACAACUGGCCCUUCUCAGGGCCCCAAAAUAUUCCAAUGUAAACAACUAUUGCCAUUUAUCAUUAUAUGCUCCAUGCCUUUUUGAACAACCCCUAAAGGUAAACAAAUAAUGUUGCCCUUGUCACGGCCCUAUUUUUUUCGUUGCGCCUUAAAGACUGGGUACCCCUCCUUUCAUCCCUGAAAAAGCAAGUCAUCCAUCAAUCUGCAUAUUUUCCGA